Molecule: messenger RNA, 948 nt
Organism: Mauremys reevesii (Reeves's turtle)
Lineage: Eukaryota; Metazoa; Chordata; Testudines; Geoemydidae
Product: chemokine-like receptor 1
Exons: 3
Coding region: 1-948 (315 amino acids)
Biological process (GO): phospholipase C-activating G protein-coupled receptor signaling pathway; inflammatory response; positive regulation of cytosolic calcium ion concentration
Cellular component (GO): plasma membrane
Molecular function (GO): G protein-coupled receptor activity; complement receptor activity
Source: RefSeq, a predicted model, not a curated record
AUGGAGUUCCUCCGAAUUCUCUUCCUGGUGCUGAGCGGUGUAGCCUUCCUUGCCGGGGUGCCGUUGAAUGGCUACGUCCUCUUCUUAGCCGGCUGCCGUGUGGAGAAUACGGCCAGCACUGUGUGUAUCUGGAGCUGGGCCAUGACCGAUUUCAUCUUCAUCGUCUUCCUGCCUCUCAGAUUCACCUCCUUCUUCAUCCUGGACUUAGAUUGGGCCAAUAUACUGAGCAGCACCGUCACCUCCUUCCACAUGUUCUCCAGCGCCUUCCUCCUCACCACCCUCAGUGUCGAUCGCUGCAUCCUCGUGGCGCGCCCUGAGUGGGCCCAGAACCACCGCACACCCCGCUUGGCUUUCAGGAUGGUUAUAAGCAUAUGGGUCCUGUCUGCUGCUUUCAGCUCGCGGUACGGUGAUCUCUGGGAAUUCCCGCUCUCACCUGCCAGCACCAGCAUGAAUUUCGAUCCAGAUGAAAGGAGGGUGAAGGCCGCUAUUGCGAUCCAGUUCCUGGUUGGGUUUCUGAUCCCAUUAGCCUUGAUCUUGAUCCCAACAUCCUACAUUGUUCUAGCUGCCAAGCUGAGAAGGAACCGGCUCAUCCACUCCACCAAGCCACUCAAGAUCCUUCUUGGUUUGAUCCCGACCUUUUUCCUCUGCUGGCUGCCAUAUCACGUCUUCCUCUUCCUGCAGAUCUCAGCUACGUAUCCUCAGACUCUUCUGAACAUAGGAAGCACUUUUUCUUGUGUCCUGACAUAUUUCAGCAGCUGCCUCAACCCCAUCUUCUACCUCAUCUUGGAGGAAGAGUUUCUGAGGUACCGGCAACGUGCACGCAGCUCCCAAACCACUGACAACUCAGGGUCAGAGCUGGCUGACUCCCCAAUGGCCUUGCAGCGGCCCCACUGCACAACGUCUGCACUGCCCAAGCCGAGCCGGGAGGAGGAAGAGGGGAUACUGUGA